Micromonas pusilla CCMP1545 is the source of this 714-nucleotide messenger RNA. RefSeq lists its product as uncharacterized. The transcript is spliced from 3 exons. The annotation marks the transcript as partial. Lineage: Eukaryota; Viridiplantae; Chlorophyta; Mamiellophyceae; Mamiellales; Mamiellaceae. The record is from RefSeq and is a predicted model, not a curated record.
CUUCCUCCGCUGCCGCCCAUCGCGAAGCUCUCGCCUCGCGUGAUCCGCGUCUUGGGACAAAACCCGAGCGCGUUCACGCUGCAGGGCACGAACACGUACCUCGUCGGCACGGGAAAGACGCGAUGGCUGAUCGACACCGGCGAGGGGAAGCGCGCGUACGCGCCGCUGCUGCGCCGCGCGAUGAAGGCGCACGGCGUGGAAGGAUUAGAAGGCGUCCUCCUCACGCACUGGCACGGAGACCACGUCGGCGGCUUAGCCUCCGUGCGCGCGAUGUUCCCGGACGUCGCCGUCGUCGCGCACAAGCGCGACCCGCGCGCCGCGCGGACGUACGCGGACGUCGCGGACGGAGCCGUCUUCCGCGCGACGGGCGCGACGAUCCGAGCGAUGCACACCCCGGGUCACUCGGAGGAUCACGUCGUGUUCGUCCUCGAGGAAGAGGGCGCGAUGUUCGCCGGGGAUUGCGUUCUGAACGGGAACACCGCGACGUUCGAGUGUUUGACGGAGUACAGCGCGAGCUUGGAGAGGAUGGAGCGAGAAGGCCGCCUGUACCCCUCGCACGGAGAAGUCAUCAGAGACGGCGUGAAGAAACUGGCGGAGUAUCGCAAGCACCGGUCGUGGAGAGAAAACAUCUUCAUGGACGAGCUCCGCGACGGCUGGCGACGCGACCCCCGCUCGGGCGGGAUGACCGCCGCGGAGCUGUGCGACGUCGUGUAC